Molecule: messenger RNA, 603 nt
Organism: Effrenium voratum
Lineage: Eukaryota; Dinophyceae; Suessiales; Symbiodiniaceae
Source: the annotation of a GenBank genome assembly
AUGGCCGAGACCUUCCGCGAGGUGGGCGAUGGUGAGCCGCGAUGCACCGAGACCUGGCCGGGAAGUGCCGGAGCAACGCGCCUCUCCAAGGAGGAGCUGACUGCAAACGCAGGCUUCGGCGAGGAGUGCCGCGCGAAGACGCCCUGCUACGAGGUGGCGGAGGAGGAGUUCGAAAGGCUCUGGCUCUCCGGGAAGGUGGAGCCCUCCGCAGAGGUGGAGGAUUCCUACGAGAUCUCGGAGGAAGACUUCGAGCGCCUGCUGAAGGCAGGGCAGCUGCAACUGGCGGGCAACGAGGAUCAGGCCGGCCCUCUGGGUGUCUCCGAAUUCGAGCUGAGCGACCUCUCUGCGCGCCGGCCGCUGAAGCGGCCUCGGCCGCGUGGAGAGGCCAUCGCGACUUCGGCGCCCAAGCCGAUGCCACCAUCUACCGCCCCGAUCCCUUCUAGGCGUUGCUCAGAGCCCACGCGGCCGCAGACGGUGUGCGAGGGCCGGAAGGCGCUAGCUGCCUACCAUCUGCUUGAGAGGAACCUCUGGAGUAGCGAGGCGAUGCCACGGGCUGCUGGCAGCCCCGCCAGGCGAGCAUCUCUGGGUCCGUGGUGCCGUUGA